UCCGACAUCACAGUCUUCCAGGCUUCCACGUACAGCAAGCCCAACGGCAGACAUGAAGGUGCUCGGUUUCCUGGUGGCGGUGUCGUUGGCGGCGAUGGCGGCAGGGGAGGCGCCCUCCAACAGUUACGGCGCGCCCUUCGGUCAGCCUCAACCUCAGGCCCAGUUCCAGCGCCAGCAGGCGCAGCCCAAACUCAAGGCUCAACCUAAGGCUCAACCCAAACCUCAGCCCCAGCCUCAGCCUCAACAGCAGCCUCAGGCGUUCGCCCAGUCGCAGGCGCAGCCUGCCUUCUCUGCACCCCUGUCCUUGUCGCCACUGUAUGCAGCGGGCUCCCCCCAAUUCGGCAGACAGUUCUUCAUCCCGGCACCAGAACCCUCUCGGCUGUCUGAGCUGUACCGCCUGCCCAACGAGUAUGGUCCCCCACCAGCCACGUUCACGACCACCACUGAGGCCGCCACCACCACAACCGAGGUUCCCACCACAACGGAACAAGCUAACUUCGGCUUCGCCGGCGGCCGCAACGCGGCGCUACGUGAGGCAGAGGAGAGCGGCGUGUACUACGUGCUGCAGCCGGACGGCCGCCUGCACCGCAUAGCCUACAGCCACGGGCCCGCCCCCGCAGCAGCCGCCCCCACCUCGGAGAAACAGCGCGCCGCCUCCAGUGAACUGUCUGCCCUGCAGCAGCCAGCACUCGCUCCCGGAUACCUGGCGCGCUUCCAGUACCAGGAGGUGCAACCAGCUGGGGCACCAAUCUACACCUACGGCCAACCCGAGCUUGUGCGUGUUAACUAAACCCCCCGCGGAUCCCUCCUACAGCUAAUACUCAAAGCCACCAAUAAGAGGCUAUCUCCCAGUUCUUUUUAUCUCAAACCGGUCUCCAUGAUAGAUUGUUGUGCAGUGUCUCUAUUCCAGGGAAGCGUUUCAGUGUCUGUUAUCAACACAGUUUAUGUCCUAAAUAUAUAAUAGGGCAAUACUAACGUAUAUAUUCCACAAAUUUAUCCUUCCAUUCCCCACAUAUCCUUUCUGUAUGGCUUCCAAUAUAUUUUGCAAUUUUCGUAUUCAAUAAAUGAAUGCAUAAUGGAAAAUCACUGACAAACGAAGGUAUAUGUGACUAUAACAAAAACGAAAUGUCCACUUUCCUGUACUACAUCGGUUGUGACAACUCUUACACAUGUAGAGAAACUGAUUACGAACCAUACACAACACAUCUCGCAUCUCAAAUGAGACUAAUGUGGCAAACUUUCUUGAUAUUUUUAUCAGUUGACAUGUUAGUGUCAAGUGAAGUGAACUGAUCUUUUACAAGUCACUUUGCGUUUUUAAUUUGUAGCAGAUGAGACUGAGUCCCAACUUUUCUGAUAUUACCACUGCUUUUUUGUUUUCCUCCUGUUCUUGUUGCUGUAGGUGAUUUGUGUUACAAAUCUUGAUAGACUGUGACAUUGUGUAGUACAUGUAAUUGAAACAUUUGUUGUGAAUAUGUUGUAUCUCCUUGUUAAUUACUGAUGUUAUGUUGUGCACAUAUUAAUAAAAAUUUUAUACAGUUGAUGAAA
Schistocerca nitens (vagrant locust) is the source of this 1545-nucleotide messenger RNA. RefSeq lists its product as uncharacterized. The record is from RefSeq and is a predicted model, not a curated record. Bases 53 to 790 code for a protein of 245 amino acids. NCBI's taxonomy places the organism in Eukaryota, Metazoa, Arthropoda, Insecta, Orthoptera, Acrididae. The transcript has 3 exons.